AUGACGACUUCAAAGUACGAGGAAUCUAUUAAAGAAUUAGGAUCACCAGAUAGCAACAAGAGACUUAAAGCAUUACGUUUUAUCAAAAACUCGGUCAUUGGCAACAAAACAAAAAAGGAGUUGUAUAUAAAGCUCGGUGUUGUUCAAAGACUUGUUGAUUACCUUUCCUUACCAGAAGAGAGCCCAUAUACUCUAAAGAUACAAGCAGCUACUAUUUUGGGUAGCAUUGCUUAUGGCAAAGACGAUAAUGUGUCUGCUGUCAUCACUUCUGGUUCAAUCGUUCCUUUACUCAACACGCUCUCACUCCCUCAUGACAAACACUUGAUAGAGUCAUUACGUCAAAGACGCAAAUUGAUCGAAGCCAGCACAAGAGCACUCAAAGCUAUCUUUACAGCCUCUUCAUCCAAAUCUCUAAGAAACGCAUGUAUUACUGAAAAACAUAUUCGUGAUCUAGCUUUGAUACUUAAAGUAACCUCGGGGUUUUUGAUAGAAGAAUCAUCAGUGGCAACUACCUCCGAAGGGUUAUCUUUUGCAAUGAUUGCCGAGUUUACAGCAGCCAUCGUAUCCAAGUGCUGUGACACAGAUACUCAACAGUUACAGCUACAAGAGGCUGGCAUUGUUCAACCACUCGUCGACAUCUUACACUCACACUGUAUUAAAGCACAGGAGGCAGCCUUGGAUGCACUGUCGAGCUUGUGUCAUGAGAACAGGCUAUUGGGAAAUAUCAUUAUUCAAUCAAAAUCCUCCAAUACUGGACAGACCACGCUGAGUACUAUGCUUGACUUUGCUAAAGGAAAAUGUCCUGCCAUGCGACUCAUUGCCUGUACAUGUUUGACAAACUUGUAUCGCACUGGUGUGUUUACAGAACCAUCAAAUGACAUCAUCCUCAUUGUCCUUCCAGCUCUUGUCAAGUUACUGCAAGAACCUACGGGGGAUAUUCAAGAAAGAGCACCACUUGUAUUGGCAGAUUUGAUAAAGGAUGACGAGGAAAUGCAAAAGGCAGCUUAUGACGCGGACGCUAUUUCAAAGCUUGCAGAACUUUUGGCCAGUGUUUCUUCUUCUUCACGAGAGAUUGAAGAUCAUACCUGUCAAUUGGGUAUUCCUGGCAUGGGUAGUACGGCAAAGAGAAAGGAAAAGAUAAAAGAGAACUCCCUGAUUGCUAUUGCUGCCGCUACUUUGUCUAAAGAAGAGUGCCGUACUCAAGCGAUAGAAGCCAAAGUACUGCCGCACGUUAUUUCAGGUUUAAAUAGCAAGCAACCAAGCGUUAGAUUGGCCGCCUGUCAGUGCGCCAAAUCUUUAUCAAGAAGCGUGAGCCAUUUACGAACGAGUUUUGUAGAUGAAAACGUUGCACCUCAUCUUGUCAAGUUAUUGCAUGAUGAAUCACAGACAGUUCAAGCAGCAGCAUGUGGUGCACUAUGCAACCUUGUCUUACACUUUUCACCUAUGAAGAAAUCGCUUUUAGAAGCAGGAGCUAUAGAUAAAUUUGUGCAAUAUUCAAAAUCAAGUGAUUCCAAUUUGAAAAUCAACGGUAUAUGGGCUAUCAAUAACCUCUUGUUCAAGGCAGAAUUGGAUGAGAAAAAGUCAGUGAUGGAGGCACUCUCGUUUGACUCACUUGUUGACUUACUGCAUGAUCGGAAUACGACAAUCCAAGAACAAGCACUGGAAAUUGUUAGAAAUUUGGUGUUUGGCGAACAAGAGGAUAUUGACUGGGUCUAUGAAAAGAUGGGUAAAGAGAUUUUAUUGGAUGUCAUAGAGAGUAAACUGCAGACGAUGGAUACACAUGAGGAUGGUGAGGAACCAGUGGCGUCUUCUAUACUAGUGCCAACGUUAUAUAUCAUUGUAAAUAUGUGCAGUAAUGCUGAAGCACCUAAGAUGGAUUUGAUGAGUAGGGAUAUCAUUGUGAGAAGCGCGAUUGAACUCUUGAGUCAUGAGGAUGAUGCCGUAAGAGUAGCUGCUGCCUGGGUAUUAAUUAACUGGACUUGGGGAGAUACAAACGACCAAAAAGAAGAUUUGGUGAAUCGAUGCAAGCGCUUAAAAGAUUUGGGAGUACAAGACAAAUUGGAACUAUUGAUAGAUGAUGAUCCAUGCUUUGAUGUCCGUGAUCGAGCAAAGACAGCUUAUACUCAAUUGUCUGAAGCUCUUGGAUAA
Molecule: messenger RNA, 2148 nt
Organism: Rhizopus microsporus ATCC 52813
Lineage: Eukaryota; Fungi; Mucoromycota; Mucoromycetes; Mucorales; Rhizopodaceae
Product: ARM repeat-containing protein
Exons: 10
Coding region: 1-2148 (715 amino acids)
Biological process (GO): proteasome-mediated ubiquitin-dependent protein catabolic process
Cellular component (GO): GID complex
Molecular function (GO): protein binding
Source: RefSeq, a predicted model, not a curated record